UACGUGAGCUUUGGCAACAGAUGGCGGCGGCGGCGCUAACUGUCCAAAGCUACAUCCACCACUUUCUUUAACUGUCUAUGAUCCAACAAGAAUCUGAAGGGGUGAAGGCACUGAUGGGGGAAUUCUUUCUAGCUACUAGAGUUGGUUGUCUAACGAGGAACUGUGGCAGGGCGUAGUCAAUCUGACCUAAUUUAGAAUUUAUUGCAUAGCUGUUACGUUCUUGGGUUUUUACCUUUAUUUCCCACUGGAGGCCGCAGAAACCUCGGGCUAGAUUUGGCCACACACCGACCUGAGGGCACGAAGAUAUCUGCGGGAUUCUUUGGAAAGUGUCGUGAAAUGUGUUUGCCAGAAUUUUGCGUUUUAAAGUCGUAACAUGCUUAUCUGGUAGAGUAGAUUGUGUUUACACGAUAGCAAAAACUGUAAUUAAUAUUGAGUAGAAGAAAAGUUGCGAUAAGCCAACUAGUUAUCUAGCUAGCUGUCUUACCAUAAUGCUACUUAGCUAGCUACCUAGCAGCGCCUCUCUAGCAUGUUGAAUGAAUGAAUGAAUUAGCGACCCCUUGCAUUUAACUAACAACCGCUUGUUUUAAUUACAAGAACACGUCGAAUAUUACAUGAGACGACACCUAUUUUCUGCAUGUGUGACUAGCUCCUCUUUACUACAGACGUUUCCCUCAAAUGGACAGGAAUGCGAUUCCGGGGAGUUGGUGGACAGCGGCGAUUUAGCACGCAAAGGUAGUGUGCUAAUACUUACAGAAGCCUGGUAAUGUUUAUGAAGCUGGGGGAAGCUUGUUUUAGCUAGAUACAAAUAUUUGCACUACUUGGACUUGGCAAUAGUUUAAAGCUAACGCCCGGUUUGGGAUGGGGAAUACGGUGUCAUGCUGCGCCUCUCCCGAGUCGAGCCCCAAGCUACCAUCGAGACAACCGGCAGAGCGGCUGGAAGAGUUCCAGACCAGCACCGAAGUGAGUGAUGACAACACCGUGCCCUACCUGCAGCAUAUAAGCGACAGAGAAGUCCCUGAUGAGCUGGCAUUAGAGUCUAACCCGUCUGACCACGCCCGCGCAAGCACCAUCUUCCUUAGCAAGUCCCAGACAGACGUACGAGACAAGAGGAAAAGCAACCACAUAAAUCAUAUCAGUCAUGUAUCGCCUGGUCCAAUGUCAAAGAAAUAUAGCUCCUGUUCCACGAUCUUCAUAGACGACAACACCGUCAGCCAGCCAAACCUCAAAAGCACAAUCAAAUGUGUCACGUUAGCAAUAUACUACCACAUCAAAAACAGGGACUCAGGAAGGUCACUGGACAUCUUUGAUGAGAAGUUGCACCCCUUAUCAAGAGAGCCAGUGGCAGACGACUACUCCCGUGUAGACCCAGAACACAAACUGAUCUACCGCUUUGUCAGAACGCUCUUCAGCGCCGCGCAGCUCACUGCAGAAUGUGCCAUUGUUACACUAGUGUACUUGGAGCGCCUGCUGACCUAUGCUGAGCUGGAUAUCUGCCCCGCCAACUGGAAGCGCAUCGUCCUGGGAGCCAUCUUGUUGGCUUCUAAAGUCUGGGACGACCAGGCUGUGUGGAACGUCGACUACUGCCAGAUCCUUAAAGACAUCACUGUGGAGGAUAUGAAUGAGAUGGAGCGCCACUUCCUGGAACUUCUCCAGUUUAAUAUCAACGUGCCAGCCAGUGUCUAUGCCAAGUACUAUUUUGAUCUGCGGCAGCUGGCUGAUGACAACAACCUCAGCUUCCCCCUGGAGCCUCUCAACAACCAACGCGCCCAGAAACUAGAGGCCAUUUCAAGACUAUGUGAAGACAAGUAUAAGGACCUGAGUCGUGCAGCGAUGAGACGAUCCUGCAGUGCAGACAACCUGAUAGGUAUACGACGCUCCAACGCAGUGCUGUCAUAGGCCAGACUGCUGCCCUCUGUUUUCUAAAAGCCCAGCUCACCCACAACCAAACCCCGGACAGAUGUCAACCUCACAGGUUCAGCAGGUCCUCGUCAGGCAGGAUUCAGGCUUGAAAUGUUGCCGGUAAUUUGCAUUACAGCUGUAGAACUGACUGAGAAAUUACACAUGAAAAUAAGGUGUUAACCUAAAAAGUUCACCACACAACCAUUGGUUUUACAAAUCCCUUAUUCAUUUCUUACCUGUCCCUUAUGUCCUGGAGAAAGUGUUGAGUAGGAAUUGGUCUACUGCAGUUAUCUUGGAGGGUUGUCUUUGUAUUGUCAUGAAAAUGUAAUUUUUCCAAAAUGUAUUUGAAUUAUCCCAGGCAGCCUAUUUGUAAAUUGUCACCAAAUUCCAUGAGAAAACCAAAACCAACAUGUGUUGGUCUCUCUUUGUACUUUUUGAGUUGCUUACCCCGUCUGUGGUAUUCAGUCUCAAGGCCGUUGGUUUGUACUGAACACAUAAACACGACAUACAGUAUAUAUUUAAUAUGGCUCAACAACAAUAAAUUCAUAAAAAGGCUCAGUAAUUUCCUCAAACGGCAUGCACUGUAGUUUUUUAAUCUAACAUUAGCUCAAAUGGGAGGAAAAAGUGUGUUUGUUGGAUUUUUAGCUGUGGAUUGAUACGCGUUUGUCGCUCUUGGUGAGACUUUACAGGAACAAGCCGCUGUGUGUGGGUUUGACUUAAAAUAAACAGUGUACAGUACAUUACUACUGGUUAUGUGUGUUCAUAGUGAUGAAGGAGCAUCCCAGCCAGUGCAACAUUGUGGUUCAUUGAUGUCUUUUAAUAGUUUUUGGACAACAAUGGAGCUCUGUCUCGGUCCAGUCGAGGCAGAAGGCCGCCCAGGUGAGGCCAGGUUCUGUUCGAGGUUCCUGCUUGUUAAAUUGUAGUUUUAAAGUGCAAUUGCUCAUGGGUGAAUUGUUGUGGAUCUGUAAAUUAGAGCGUGCUCUAGACCUACUCUGUAAAGUGUCCCGAGAGAACUGUUAUGAUUUGACACUAAAUUGAAUUGUCCCUGUCACAGAGGAAUGAGAUAUAUCGACAAUAUUUGUUAAUAGGAUCAAUUCAUUGGUAGUUUUGGUUUUUUCAUGGAUUUGUUUACAAUAACAAUAUAUAUAUCACCAGACUUCUCAUUUAAUAAGCCCUGAUGGAAUGCAAAAGCUGUUGCUUGCAAAUCAUAGUUAAUACCAGAAGUAACUUUUGAGAGUGUAAAAAAAAGAAAGAAAAAGGAUUCUAGAAGAUGUGUUUUACUGUUAAUUCCAGUGGUGUUUGAUUCUAUUUCAGUAAAUUAUCUACACAUAUUGGAUUGAGCACACUGCAUGUCUAUUAAACUAUACAUAUUCCACAGGACUUGUAAGCAAACCUUCAGUCAGCUGGGGUCAGUUUUACUUUACAGACCCUUUGGGUGCUCUAUAAGGAGUGUUUUUUUCCUCCAGAUUCUGGAUCAGUAUUUUAUUGAGUGGCUCAAUGUAGCAGUUAGGUUGACAUAAUGACAUGUUGGUUGGGUCCACCCUCAGUAUUGUGCCCCUCAAAUCCAUCCUGAGCCCGUCAAUAGACUUGCAAUCCUGUACUUGUGCCAGAUCCCCUACCAGAGCUUUCAAACAAACUACAUGAGGAAGAGCAGCUGAGGAAGAACAACUACAUUGCUUACUAUGUAGGCUACUUAGCUGUGAAAUGUGUUUUGUUUUUAAUUGAA
Etheostoma cragini (Arkansas darter) is the source of this 3625-nucleotide messenger RNA. It is a transcript of the gene ccnyl1, whose product is annotated as cyclin Y-like 1. NCBI's taxonomy places the organism in Eukaryota, Metazoa, Chordata, Actinopteri, Perciformes, Percidae. The transcript is spliced from 10 exons. The record is from RefSeq and is a predicted model, not a curated record. Gene Ontology annotation, biological process: regulation of cyclin-dependent protein serine/threonine kinase activity; regulation of canonical Wnt signaling pathway. Gene Ontology annotation, cellular component: plasma membrane. Gene Ontology annotation, molecular function: cyclin-dependent protein serine/threonine kinase activator activity; protein kinase binding. Bases 859 to 1896 code for a protein of 345 amino acids.